UUAGUUACCUGGAACGUCGGCACAGCUUCUCCACCUCCUGAUGUCACUAGUUUACUUCAGCUCGAUUCACUGGGCCCAACUAUGGAUAUGUAUGUUAUAGGCUUACAGGAGGUGAACUCAAGAAUCACAAAUUUUCUGUCUGAUAUGGCAUUUGAUGAUCCGUGGAGCAUUUUUUUCAUGACUGUGUUGUCUCCAUUGGGAUAUAUCAAGCUCUCCUCUGUUCGCAUGCAGGGUUUACUGCUUCUGAUCUUUGUGAAGCAUGUCCACCUUCCUUUCAUACGGGAUAUCCACACCCACUACACACGCACGGGCCUGUAUGGAUACUGGGGGAACAAAGGAGGAGUCACCAUUCGCAUGUCCCUCUAUGGUCAUACAGUUUGUUUCAUGAACUGUCACUUGCCAGCUCACAUGGAGAACACAGAGCAGCGACUAGAUGACUUUGAGAAAAUUCUGGAAAUGCAGUUUGAAGGAGAGAAUAUUCCAAGUACCUUAGAUCAUGAUGUUCUCUUCUGGUUUGGAGAUCUAAACUUCCGGAUAGCAGAUUAUGGCAUACAUUUUGUCCGAGAAUCAAUAAAUAACAAACGUUACAAUCUGCUGUGGGAAAAGGACCAGUUAAAUAUGGCAAAAAAGAAGGAAGCAUUUCUUCAGGACUUCAUAGAGGGUCCUCUGCAGUUUAAACCCACCUACAAGUUUGACCUUUAUUCGGAUGUGUAUGAUACAAGUGAGAAGAAAAGAAAGCCAGCAUGGACUGAUAGAAUACUUUGGAGAGUGAAAAAUCUUUGCCAGAAUGCAUCAAAAGAAGGCAAAUUCUCUGAGGAAGAACAGACAAUUUCUGUUACUUUGAAUAACUAUAUCAGUCACAUGAGCUAUGGCAUCAGCGAUCACAAACCUGUUACGGGAACUUUUGGGCUUGAGUUGAAGCCUCUUCUAUCAGAUCCUUUGGUCACACUGAAUCCUGAGGGCGAGUGGAGUGCGGAACACGAUGUUCUAAUCAGCUAUUCUGCAGUUCCUGAAUUCCCGAGCAGUGCUUGGGACUGGAUUGGACUCUUCAAGGUGACUUUCAGGCAUACGAAUGACUAUGUUACUUAUGCUUGGGUAGAAGAUGAUGAAGUUUCUUCUAACAAAGACAGUAAACAAGUUUACAUGAGUGCUGCAGAAAUACCUGAUCUGGGAGGAGAAUUUUUGCUUGGUUAUUAUAGCAAUAAUUUGCAGUCAAUAGUUGGGAUCAGCCAGCCUUUUCAGAUUCAGCCUAAUAGAACAUUAAUAGAAAAGGAUCUGACGCAGGAAGAGAACAGCUGGACGCAGAAACCUGACAAUCCGGAAUCGCAUAAUGAGUUCUGA
Pterocles gutturalis (yellow-throated sandgrouse) is the source of this 1341-nucleotide messenger RNA. It is a transcript of the gene INPP5K, whose product is annotated as inositol polyphosphate-5-phosphatase K. The record is from RefSeq and is a predicted model, not a curated record. Gene Ontology annotation, molecular function: phosphatidylinositol-4,5-bisphosphate 5-phosphatase activity; phosphatidylinositol-3,4,5-trisphosphate 5-phosphatase activity; inositol bisphosphate phosphatase activity. Bases 82 to 1341 code for a protein of 419 amino acids. The transcript has 11 exons. NCBI's taxonomy places the organism in Eukaryota, Metazoa, Chordata, Aves, Pterocliformes, Pteroclidae. Gene Ontology annotation, biological process: phosphatidylinositol dephosphorylation; negative regulation of glycogen biosynthetic process; negative regulation of peptidyl-serine phosphorylation. Gene Ontology annotation, cellular component: ruffle; cytoplasm; plasma membrane.